This is a messenger RNA of Cinara cedri, 2466 nucleotides long. The record is from the annotation of a GenBank genome assembly. NCBI's taxonomy places the organism in Eukaryota, Metazoa, Arthropoda, Insecta, Hemiptera, Aphididae.
ACGGUGGGGGCGGAGGGGUCUUGGCUCCGUGUCGAAACGCGACUGACCGUUUCAAACGACAAUUGUCGUAUUUUAUUUCCGUGCCCCGUGGCUGUGGAGUCGGACGACGUCCGGAAAUAUCGAAGAACGAAAGGUAUGUGAUUUAACCAUAAGUACCAAAUACGGUUUAUCGCGGUCGAGUACGUAGUUUUCGUGAUAAUUCAAUAUUCUUAUGGGAAUUUAAUACAACCGAGACCGCGCAUUUUUCCCGGAACUUUAUGAUUUGAGAAAUAAAAAAAAACCGCAUUCGGUUAGUAAUGCAAUCCCAUCAUUUCGGUACGCUAUUAUUUCGGUGCGGAGAUCGAUGCGCGGCGUGUGGGUGCAGAGGCCCGGGAGUAUACCGCGAUCGUCGAAAAGUUCUGUAGGUACGAUACCCGGGUAAAUUACACUCGGAUGCUUGUGAAUCGAGUGUUGUUGUUGUUGUUGUUGUUGCUGUACAACGUUCGCUACGAAAUACGCGUUUGGUGUAUUUUCCGUUUCUUCUUCCGGGUCGGACCACACGACCGCCCGAGGACCGUACGGGGAAACGGUAUAUCGGACUCGACGGCGCCUGCUUUUCGUACGGUCCGACGGCCGGUACGCUCCCGGACCCUCCCGGUACCUACGGCGAUGCAUUCGCUGCCACCCCCCCCCCCCGAUAACGGGACUAACGCUUUGACGCGUUACGUUUGUCGUUUUUCCGGAGAGCCGCCGCGCGGUUCGGGCCUACGGGUCGAACGCGUUGCCGACCGGCCGUGGGUUUCUUCCGGACGGGAUCGCCGUCGAAACGUUCCGCGGCGCCGGCGAAUGUAACCGCGUGGGCCCCGUUAUACCAACGCACCUAACCGCGCGACAUAUCGUACCCGUUUUGUAACACCGAAUAACGUUGUAACUGUUUUUUUUUUUUUUUUUCUCUUUUCGUUUUUGAUUUCACGUCAGUCACCGGCCCGUCGUCGUUGUUAUGGACGCCGGCGGCGACUCACGACGAUUGGCCCGGCGCGACGCCGGUGUGUUUUGUUGACGUGCCGGGGAACGUUGCGACUUCCGACAAGAAGAAAAAAAAACGGAAUUUUUUUACCGGCCGACCGUUCGCCGAGCAGAUGUACUGGUCGUGUCGCCCUCCCUCCCCCCCUCCGCGGGGAGGUCCCGAGGAUCCCGGCCGGGAUUCUUGUGGCCCGUCGGUCCCGUGCGAAGCGUACGGGGGCGGCGACGAGGCCGUCCUGCUGCUGCUGAUAACGAAAUCGAAAACGGUCGAAACAUCCGACGUUCGUAUACUGUUCUUUAUCGUAAAAUGUUCGUGUAUUAUUAUUUUCCAUUUGUUUUUCUCCAUCGUCAUAGCAAUAUAAUUUGAUAAUCCGUAUUGGUUUUCAGCACGUAGCCACUGCGCUGUGAAGAAAUUCUGUUUCGCGCGGAUUAAAUUCAAGGAGGAAAAUUGUCCACGGUAUUUUUAGAUUAUUAUUAUUUUUUUUUUUUUAUUUUAAUUGGAUUGUAAACCGCUGUUUUUAAAUUUUUUCUGUUUUAAUUCAAAUUAUUAGCAAAACCCAGUAGAGUAUUUGAGGUUUUACAAUAUACUGCGUAUACUUAUUAUUCCUGUGGUUUUUUUUUUUUUUUGUUUUUUUUUUUUAGCGUAUACUCUCCUUAUAAACGACGAUAGCCCUGUAUACCUAUUAGAAUUUCGGUGGCUAAAACAAAACGUUCUACAAUUAUUCGCAAUUUUCAUUUCUCGGACGGUAUUUAGUAUUCACUGUAUAGUGCAUUACAUUAUUAACCGAUUAUCAAAAAAAAAUUUUGAAAACUAAACACCAGUAUCAAAUGCCGAUAUAAAUAUAAUAUCUUAUUUUAACCUGUUAUGUUUGUAAAUAAUUUAGAAUAUGUAAAAUUAUAUAUACAUGUAUAAUCGUGUGCAUUCAUAUGAAUGUGUGCCCUUGUGGAUAUGCAGGUUUAAGAAUAUAAUAUAUAUGUAUGUUCUCCGUACCUCAAAUCUAAAUCGUUUAUUAAUAACAAUGAUUUUUUAAAUUAUUUGGAAAAGCUAUAGUCUAUAAUCAUUUAAUCGGCAAUCACUAACCAGUUACUGGCAGUUAGUAACCAUUCUUAUUUUUUAGACUAUACAGCCCAUACUAAUUUUUUUAAGUUCUUCGUUGGUAAAAGUGAUAAACCUGUAAUAAUGUAUAAUUAAUGUUGUUUUUCAUUUUUCAGUAAUAUUUUAUAAGCAAACCGAGUUUAUUACUUGCAGUCAGCAGAGCGCGAGCACUAUUCACUAUUUACAACAGAGUGCGACCAGGGGUUCAGUUUAAUGAACAAUACGUGCACUAAGCUACGUUCUAUGUUAACUGUUAAACAUGUAGUGGAUCUUAUGUUUAAAAAUGUCAAUAAGUAACCAGAAUCAAGGGUAGAAAAAAAAAGUUUAUGGACAAUACUUUAGAUAAUAAUAGCUAUUAAAAUAUGUAC